GUGCACCGCAGCCUUCUCCCCGCGCCCCCCGCCCCCCAGCUUUGCAAUGCACGCGCCCCACUCAGAGCUGCUCCCCCCACUGCAGCCCCAUCGGAACUCUUAAAGGGCCAGGCGGGCUCCGGCUCUGCACCAGCAGCCGCUGCUGCAGGGCUCAGCAGCUGUAUCCAGGGAAGGUGAAAAAACAGUCACCACCCCCUCUGCAGAGGGCUCGGUAAGCAGCAGACGUACCACUGAGCGCCUGAAGGAGCGUAACACUGAACGAUGGAAGAUAUCCCACCAGGCGAUCUGGACACGGCUGCUGGUGGGGAUCAGAACAGCUCAGCGACAGUGUGUCUGCAUUUGUAUCCAGGCAUGCAGGACGAUGCCAAUCCAGAUCUUGACCAAGGCCUUGCUGCACAAACCGCAGGUGCUUCCCUGAAGCACUCGACCACCCUGACAGACAGACAGAGAGGCAACGAGGUCUCUGCCCUCCCAGCAACCCUCGACAGCAGGUACGUCCCUGAAGCACUCGACCACCCUGACAAACAGACAGAGAGGCAACGAGGUCUCUGCCCUCCCAGCAACCCUCGACAAUGUGAACAUCCCUGCAGGGCAGUGCUAGUGCAGAGGAACUUGAACGCAAAACGAGCCAAAGACAGUCAGUUUGUGGCUAACUGUGCAAAUGGAUGCCAAGCAGCAGCCCUGGUGGUAAAAGCUUUGUCCAUCCACCAGCUGGCUGCUCAGGGUGAACUCAGUCAGCUGAAAGAGUAUCUCCGAAAAGGGGAGAACUUGGUGAACAAGCCCGACGAGAGAGGCUUCACUCCUCUGAUCUGGGCCUCUGCCUUCGGGGAGAUUGAAACAGUCCGUCAUCUGCUAGACUGGGGUGCGGACCCCCACGUACUGGCCAAGGAGCGCGAGAGCGCGUUGUCGCUGGCCAGCACCGGAGGAUACACUGACAUAGUGACCAUGCUGCUGGAGAGAGACGUCGAUAUCAAUAUAUACGACUGGAACGGAGGCACCCCGUUGCUGUAUGCUGUGCGUGGCAACCACGUGAAAUGUGUCGAGGCUUUACUAGCUCGCGGUGCUGAUCUGACGACGGAAGCAGACUCCGGCUACACCCCCAUGGAUCUGGCCGUGGCCCUGGGACACAAGAAAGUUCAACAGGUUAUUGAGACCCACAUCCUCAAGCUGUUUCAGACCAAGAAACUGGAGUGAUGCUGGCUCGUGCUCCCUGGCUGAGAGAACCAGGGCUUUGCUGUCUCCGGAUGCUGCAUGGGAACAAGGUGGCCAGACACGCUGUCUCUUUCCAAGGGCUGACGCUCCUGCAGCAGAUCUGCGCUGCCACUGCCGAGCGAGCAGGUGUGGAGGGGGCUUUAGAAGCUGGGCUGGCAGGAAAUCCCUGAUGGAGGAGGAGCUGUUUACUCUCCAAGCAGGUGGCAAAGGAGAAGCCUCCCACACACAGCGAGACACUGAAUUGUCCAGGUAGCUGCAUUUCUGCUGCGAACAAGACUGCAAGCUGCCUCCCUCUUCCCCCUGUGUGUGUAUUAAAUAUUGCCUAAAGCA
Mauremys mutica (yellowpond turtle) is the source of this 1542-nucleotide messenger RNA. RefSeq names its product regulatory factor X associated ankyrin containing protein (gene RFXANK). The record is from RefSeq and is a predicted model, not a curated record. Lineage: Eukaryota; Metazoa; Chordata; Testudines; Geoemydidae. Bases 262 to 1194 code for a protein of 310 amino acids. Gene Ontology annotation, biological process: regulation of transcription by RNA polymerase II. Gene Ontology annotation, molecular function: protein binding. Gene Ontology annotation, cellular component: nucleus. The transcript is spliced from 11 exons.